AUGUCUUCGGCACCAAUUUCAAUCUACAAAGACCUCUCGACAGGCUGCGUCCUCCAAGUCAAAGUCUACAUCCAGCCCGCCGAUGAGGCCCGGUUCUGGGAACUCUUCAGGCCGGCCUACGACGCCGUCAUCGCAGAGCCGGAAUGCCGCUUCUUCGUCGUCAGCAAGCCGGUGCCGCCGCAGCCCGAAGAGAACGUAACGUGUCUGUCGUGGGUCGAGGGCUGGUCGAAACCCGCCCAGUGGCUGCUGGAGGUGCAAAUGCACAAGUCCUACUACGAGCCUUACAUCUCCGAGACGGAGAAGAUGUUCGUGAAGCCGCGCGUCGUCGAGUUGACGAGCGCCGUUGAGGGAAUGUGUGAUUUCAAAUUGCCUGCGUCGACUUCAUGA
Messenger RNA from Exophiala spinifera, 387 nucleotides. RefSeq lists its product as uncharacterized. Bases 1 to 387 code for a protein of 128 amino acids. The record is from RefSeq and is a predicted model, not a curated record. Lineage: Eukaryota; Fungi; Ascomycota; Eurotiomycetes; Chaetothyriales; Herpotrichiellaceae. The transcript has a single exon.